Myxocyprinus asiaticus (Chinese sucker) is the source of this 1033-nucleotide messenger RNA. Its product is annotated as coiled-coil domain-containing protein 113-like. Gene Ontology annotation, biological process: cilium assembly. The record is from RefSeq and is a predicted model, not a curated record. Gene Ontology annotation, cellular component: ciliary basal body; axoneme. NCBI's taxonomy places the organism in Eukaryota, Metazoa, Chordata, Actinopteri, Cypriniformes, Catostomidae.
AUGGCGAGUGAAGGGGCUCAGGAUAGUCGAGGAAGGAAGACCAGAGUACGUACUCCAGGGAGGCAACAGCUCCUGACACUGGAACAGAAAUGUGAUGUCGCCCAGAGCGUGCAUAAACAGAUGAUCAAUGAUCUGAAGAGACUACAAGACAGUUCAGAAAGAACACUGGACAGUUACAAGGCAACUCUGGAGGAAGCUGAUAUCCACUUGGCAGAGGUUAAAAAAAGAAUGAAUUUUGAUUGUGACAUUGGUAAAGCACUGCGGCACAAGACAAGUGUGACGAUGAGCGCUCAGAAGGUCAUCAGAUACAUUGAGGGCAGGAUAAGAGCCAAGGACAACCUGACUGAGAAGUUGCAUCGGAAGAAUGCUGCACUCCUCGCACAAAAGAGAAAAUUGCAGCUUCAGCUAAAACAACAGGAGGAGAUGGCUGAGGGGUUGACAGCAUUGGACUCUGACCACCUCAAGACUGAGAACAUAAAAUCUCAAAAACACAUGGAUGAACAAAACCACAAACAUCUAGAUCUCAAACUGCUUGCAGGGAAAACCUUGCAGGCCUUGAACUCUAAGAAGGAGAAGCUUCCUACCUUGACAAACAAUUCAGAUGUUCUGAGCAGUGACGUUAAUUUACAUAUGAAGUUACUAGUUAAGAUUGAGGAGGAGACCAAGCUAGCAGAGGAGGAGCGCAGCAAAGCAGAGGCUCUGAACAGGAAGUUGAGGGGCCAGUUGGCCGACUUUCACGUACCACAUGUUCUACAGUAUAUCCAAGUUAAAGACUCCCACAGCCAGUUGGAGAAGAAUGUAAGAGCAUGGGAACGCAAGGUGGAGAUUGCUGAGAUGGCAUUAAAAACACACACUAAAGCCUGGGACAAGCUUCGCGUUGCUGCUGGAGCUGGACCAGCAUGUGCACCACAAGCAGCGCUGGAUGCAGAAUUGUGUGGGCUUUGACACCAAAAAGCUAUUGUGAAAGUCAAUAUUAUAUUCUCAAUGCCAACUAUCACAUCUUUUUAUCAAAAGAUGCCCAUUCUAUCUUGCA